GCUCAUAUUGGCAGGCUGAUGCAAAUAGUUAUGCCAACAUGGAGAAUAAUGGCGUUGCCUGCUUUCGUGGUGGAGGCGGUUUUGAAGAUGAAGAUGAGACCAGCACCUGCAAGGGUGCCUGUCUACUUCGCAUGCUUCGCUAUCAUGUUGGAGCAAAGAAGUUCAAGCAAUGUGCCCACAAUUUUGUGAAGACGAACGCCUUCAGCAGCUUCUGGCCUGCCUUUGCUGAGAUGGCAGGGGGAGAGGGUGCACACAUCAAGGACUUCAUGAUGACAUGGACCACACAGAAGGGAUACCCUUUAAUCAGUGUGGAGUUACUCGACAGCCACACCAUCCGGAUAUCGCAGUCUCCGUUUGCAACCACGAUGGGAAGAGCAGGAGCUCAAAGGCAGUCGCUCCAGCUAUGGCACGUGCCCAUCACGUUAUGUGUGAGUUCAUACUCGAGCUUGGAGCAAUGGCUACUCACAGAGCAAUCGACCACUAUAAAGCUGCAAGCUCUGAUGUCAUCCCCUUUGAAACAACAAGGACAAGAACAAUCGUUGGCGUUAUCACCACCGACGUCACCAUCCUCAACAUCAAUACCGUUGUCGUCAUCAUUGCCACCCUAUCGGGAAAGAGGCAGUUUCCGGAUUGGCACAGCUCCUCCUUGGGCAUGCCGUCAACAUCCACCCUCACAAGUGCGUCCUAUUCAUCAUUGCCAAAAGCGGGCCGAACAACUAAUGGAAGGUGACGAGCAGCGAUCGUCGUCUUUCUGCUCGAGCUUAUCGUCAUCUGGCUACUCAAGCUGGACAGGUAGCGUACUAGAGAGGGCCUGGAGGUGCGGUUGCUCUGGAUUCUUGCGUGCCCCAGCUGACAUGGCAGAUGACGUGGGAGCCAACUCAAGUAGUAGAGGAAGGAUGAUGAUCAAGUCAAGGACUGCAGGUAACAUCCAUAACAGUCUUCUCAGAAACCGAGCGCACACGACAUGUAGAGAGAGAAGCAAGGACGGAUCGGCGAAGAAGAUGCAUAACAAGCAGUCUUCUCACAAACCGCUGCAAUCACUUGAGCGAAUGGCAGCGACAGAGAGAGCGGCAUUUGAAGAGAGAGACAGGGCAGGGCUGAGAGACAGUGAGACAGGGGAAAGAGAGAGUUCACAGAGGAGGAAGCAUCACAUACCAGCUAUGGAGCCCCCGACAAGUGCAGAAGUGAGGGAGAGAUGGAGGGAGACAGGAGAAGACUGCAAGCCAGCAGAGAAGCGGAAAAGUGACGAGCCGUCUGCUAGGAGCAACAAUGAGAGAGACGAGGUAGACGGGGAUCAUGGUCAUUGGGCCAGAGAUGAUGGAUGUCAGACAGAGAUGAUGGGAGAAGGAGAGAGAGAGGUAGACAUGACAGAGAGCGCCAGACAGAGGUCAUCGAGAGAGCAGAGCAAUUUAACCUUGUACUGCCGCAGUGUUGCAGAUGAACCACUCUCCGACAGUCAUGUGGAGAAGACGGACUCUGAGGAGGCAAAUGCAGGCAGAGAAGGGUGUGGGAAUGGUCUGAUGAAAGCAGCAGAGAUGAGCAGUGUGGUGCCAGAGCACGGCAUGGAGAAGACUGGGAUCCCAACCAAGAGAGAUGGAGACACUGGAUGCAAGACCGUCAAGACAGAGCACAGGUGUACAGAAAGGGCGUUGGCGGGUGAGAAGGCGGAGACGAGAGUAUUAACCACAGAAGAACAAAGGGGACUUGGGUGCGGUGACAAGGAGAAGAUGAAAAGGAAGACGGAAGGAGAUGGGGAGACAUUGCCGGGAAGGAGAAAGAGCUGUGAGAGUGAAUCUCCCGAAGAUCUUCCGAGGGCUAAGCACAGCACUCACUUGGAGGAGAGAGCAACGGGCAUCAAGGAGCAGAAGGCGGAGACUCCGGAGAGGAGAACGAACAAAAUGAUGGAUUCAGAAGUGGAGAGAGGCGAUCGGUCGCAUCAAGAUGGGAGAAUUGCAGAGCUGAGAGUCAGAGGGAUGAGAAAAGGCCAGAGCGAAGAUGGAAAGACAGCAGAGCAUGAACUACGGAAUUGCACCAAAGGUUAUGAGAUGGCGAAUGCCACUGUGUCCGCAAACUCACUCGUCAACGACCCGAUUGCCAGCGCCUCGCUGAGGACGGACGAGCAGAACUUCAAGAAGGAUGAGAGGGAAAAAGACGGGAAGGGCAAAGAAAAGGCAGAGGACGAGGAGGAGGAGGAGGAGCAGAAGAGGAAGAUGAACAAGGAUAGAAAGGAGACAGGGAAAGGCCAAAGAAAUAUUUGUACCUGCGCCCAUUGCUCCAAUAGUUACACUCCCAUGGCAUCAAAUUUCGAUGUCCUGUGCCAGCGGCGACAAACGUCACAAGAAGCGGAUCUGAUUCAACAGAGAUACAGAUACUACCCCCAAGCCCAUAUCUCCUGUGACUGUUGGAUAAAGGUGAAUGUGAGGCAGGUUGGCUUCUAUCGGGUGUGCUAUGAUGAUGAGCUAAUGGUGCAUCUGGUCAAUGCGCUUAAGGCAGGUCAGCUGGCUCCCUCCGAUAAAUUUGAUAUGCUACAGGCUUUCUGGAAUCAUUGCAGUGGCGCGGCCAUCCAUUGCCCAGGAUUUCAAUAAGUUUGCGUGCAGCCUUUUCCGUUUUCAUGCACAGAGGCUGGGAUGGCGGGCUGUCAAAGGGGAGGAUCACCUGGACAUGCUGCUGAGGGCCAAAGUCCAUGAACUUCUUGUUUCUCUCGGAGAUGCAAAAAGCAUAAGUGAAGGAGCGAGGAUGUUCAAGACAUCGGUUGGAGAUGAGACUUCCGAGAUGCUGUCAGCCGA
Chara braunii is the source of this 2786-nucleotide messenger RNA. Lineage: Eukaryota; Viridiplantae; Streptophyta; Charophyceae; Charales; Characeae. The record is from the annotation of a GenBank genome assembly.